GCCAGGGACGAGCAAUUCCAAUAGAACUGAACGGCGCCGCCAUGUUCGACUCGGCAUCCAGCGCUCUAACACAUCCAUGGUUGUUAGGCAGGUUGUCAGGGGCAGCGCUCCAGCCCGGUUAGCUAACAGCAGAUUAAGGGACUCUGGUUAAUGAUGACAUAUUUAUUCAUUCAAUAAAACGACUGGUGGCAUAGUUGUUUUUUUCUCUCGCAGCUGCCUUGUUGCCCUGGGUAACUGCAGGGUGGACAGCGUCGGUUUGCCCCGUAGCUAGCUAGGUUCGCUAACGUUAUCAAUUAAAGCAGACGUGAAGUGAAAGUCAUUGACGUUCUCCUGCUUCCCACUGCGACCGACAUGCAGUCGUUUGGCGAGGAGAUGGAAGACGCUCAGGACGACUUCAUGGAGCAGGAGGAAUCAGACGGCGGCGACGAACCGCCGUCGUCUCUGUUCAAGCCCCCCGGUCGCUCCACUCGAGUGAACAUCCAGAGGAGCAAUGUCUGCUCGCGGGCUUACUUCGUCGUGGUCAUGGUCUUCUUCCAUGUGUACAUCGUGAACGUCAUCGGCCUGCUGCUCUACGUGCACUACAACAACGGACCCGGGGACCCCGGAGGUCGGGACGGGGGCCCCGCCUCGGCACCGGGGAGCGAGAGUGGCAGCUCCCUGCCGCAUUCGGCCCCAGCUCCGAGCGAGCUGCGUGUGGACGACUACAGGCAAAGUUUCAGUCUGCCUCGCAUCGAGGGGAUACGGGUGGGACAUGUUCAGCAGGUGUCCCUUGUGCCAGACAGAACCCACCAGAUGAUGACGCUGAGCUUGAAACCGCUGCUGUUCGAGAUCCCUGGCUUCCUGUCAGAGGAGGAGUGCCGUGUGGUAGUGCAGCUGGCUCAGCUCAAGGGUCUGAUGGAGAGCCAGAUACCAUCUCCCAGCCAGGCACAGGAAGAGUCAAACCAACCACUACUUUCUCUCAGCACAGAGGAGGUCUUCAGUCUAUUGGACCUUGACCAGGACGGGCUGCUGCAGAAGCAGGAGAUUGUUAGUCACUCACGUUCUCGAGAUGGAACUUGGUUGAGUCCAGACAACUUACAGCAGAUACUCACUGGUCUGGAACGUCGCCCAGCAGGGUUGCUGACCUUGGAAGAAUUUAGGCGUGUUUAUGAUGUGUCACAACGCCCAGGACAACAACGGAGUGGGAAGCUCCGGAGUCAGUUCAAACAGAGAAACAAACAUACGUGGCUUUACCAAGGCCUGGGAUCCCACCACGUGCUGCAAACACUCAGGAACAGAGUAAUAAGUCUGACACGUCUGCCCUCUGCAUUGGUUGAACUGAGUGAGCCACUGCAGGUGAUCCGCUACGAGCACAGAGAUUUCAGUAAUGCCCACCACGACAGCAGCCGCUCGCAUUCACAGACAACAUGUGCACACACGCGUCUGGCAGGAAACACAACUGCACUCUCAGAGGUCUCUUGCAGGUAUCUCACUGUAUCGUUCUACCUCAGCUCUGCAGAGGAAGGUGGCGAGACCACCUUUCCUGUGGCAGACAAUCGUACCUAUGAGGAGCAGGCACUGGUCCAGGAUGGACUUGACUUGACGGACACCCAGGAAACAUGUGGCCGAGGGAACCUGAGAAUAAAACCAGCUGCUGGCACAGCACUCCUCUGGUACAACCAUCUCUCUGAUGGGAGAGGUUGGAUGGGCGAGUUAGAUGAGUAUUCCCUGCACGGCGACUGCCCAGUCAGGCACGGGGUGAAGUGGGCGGCCAACAGCUGGGUAAAUGUGGACCCAGAUCAUCAGAUGCAGGCCCGCUACCAGAGAAUAGUUGCUCAGAGGCAUCGAGCCAAGUCGACCCUGGAGGAGCACCACCAACCCCUAUCACACAGUGACCUCCACCAAGAUCUAUAGCCAGGCCUUUUUAAUGACGACAAGCAACCAUCAUCAAAACUUGGUCAGUCUUGCAUCUACGGAUCCAUAGAGGCCUGAAAUAACUUUCCACAAUGUCGGACGCUGUAGUUGAAAUGAAAAUUGCACAGCAUAGCAUCCCAGAUGUGUUUUCCCUUCAGUAAAUCUGUCUUACAUUAUAUUGUCUCUAAAGCCACUGGUUGGAUAUCCACACUUAUUUAAUACAUAAGUCUAUCUUAUUAAGUCUGGUGAGUUUUCAAUAUAGAUACAAAUUUUAGGUAUCGUACAUUAGAUGCAGAUAUACGUGAAUAUGAAUUCUAUUCUCUAUUAAUUUGAGCCUUAAAGAAAACAUGACUCAUUCAGAAUUGCAGAUAUCUGUGGAUGCUGUGAGGUGAGUUAGUCACAAUGAAGUCAGCAUGUGAGAGAUGAACCCACUUACCUGCCUUCCAUUUCAGUUCACUAGACAUCUGCCCCUGUUGCAAGUCAGUGUUAUUUAUUGUUAUUGAGUUAACGCCUGUUUUAACAAGUAUAUCAAAAUAUCCAUCUGUGUAUGUGUUCCUGUGGGGUGUUUUUUUUUGUGAGAUCAUAUUUGUGUGCUCUGUUCUUUUUUUUUUUCCAGGUUUAAUGAGCUUUUAUCACUAACGUUAUUUAAUUUGUAUUAAUUUGCCACAACUUGUGCAAACGCAGGACAGUUUUACAAUGGCCUCUGGCUGCGGGAGGCCAAUCCUUCAGGUAUAGUUCAAACAUAGGACUUAUAUAUUAUAUAUAUAUUAUAUAUAUUAUAUAUAUUUCAACUUUUGUGGUUCUUAUCCUCACAACUCAUAAAUAUUUAAUUGUCUGAGAGUAUUUAUUUGAGCGCUAUUUAUUACCAUCGUUUGGUUAUUUAAAUUAAAGAAUAUUUAUUACAGCUUGAUGUUGCACUAAAUUUCUCACAUUAUUUGUUCUGUUAUGAAAUGUAUUUAAAGCCUGUUGUUUUUUAUUAGUGAUGUUGUGAGUGCGGUCAUUCAUGCAAACCUGUUGAUGUAACAGUGUCCACUGGAUGUCGCUCAAUAGCAAUUACAGCGCCACAAAUGUGACACUGAAAUGAUGGUGAUGGUGCCUGCACAUUCUGACUGGACACUUACUAUAAUACAAUUACUAACUUCUGUGAAGGACAACAGUGCAGAAAUACUUUGAGUACACAUCCAGCCUCUUGUCUUAACCAGGACAGAGUAUUCAGAUCUCUUACUUAAGUAAAAGUAACAGUACCACAAUUUAAAAACAAAAAUGGAAUACUGAGUUAGAAAAGCUACUGAAGUGAAAGUAUAUUUUUAAAAAAACCUAUCGACGGGAUUUAGUUAAAUCCAGAUGAAAAUUAAGUACAGACUUGAAAAGCUCCUCUAAUUGUACAAGUUUUUCAUUUCACUGCUGUAUCUGGUCAAGGAUUAGUUUAACUAGUUUAUAUACUUUAUGAAGCCGCUGGUAGACUUAGUAUGUGAAAUAUUAUUUGUAAAGCAAAUACAGCUGUCAAAUAAAUUUAGUGAAAUGUACAACA
This is a messenger RNA of Scophthalmus maximus (turbot), 3424 nucleotides long. Its product is annotated as transmembrane prolyl 4-hydroxylase-like. The transcript has 9 exons. Lineage: Eukaryota; Metazoa; Chordata; Actinopteri; Pleuronectiformes; Scophthalmidae. The record is from RefSeq and is a predicted model, not a curated record. Gene Ontology annotation, biological process: peptidyl-proline hydroxylation to 4-hydroxy-L-proline. Gene Ontology annotation, cellular component: endoplasmic reticulum. Gene Ontology annotation, molecular function: iron ion binding; L-ascorbic acid binding; procollagen-proline 4-dioxygenase activity. Bases 352 to 1893 code for a protein of 513 amino acids.